Messenger RNA from Rhizoctonia solani, 693 nucleotides. Its product is annotated as copper transport protein CTR2. The record is from RefSeq and is a predicted model, not a curated record. The transcript has 5 exons. The coding region runs from base 1 to 693 and encodes 230 amino acids. Lineage: Eukaryota; Fungi; Basidiomycota; Agaricomycetes; Cantharellales; Ceratobasidiaceae.
AUGGAAAAACACGCCGCACCUACUCAAAGUAUUAUUCAAAACGACGUCGUGACGGGCACGAUCUUUCAUACAAAAUUCGAUGGAUCUGCUUUUAUCUUCCCUUCGUUGAGGAUUACUUCUUGGCCGACGUUUGCCGCUGCGUGUUUCAUCACCUCCGCGAUUUGUUUGAGUGAGCGUUAUCUGACGUAUCUCAUAUCCACAAAGCGGACACCGUUCCAAAGUCAUAGGCCAGCCGCUAUUGCUCUCUUUCGGUCGGCUAUGUACUGGGUGGUAUCGUUUGAGCGAUUAAUAUACAUGCUUAUUGCAAUGUCAUUCCACCUGGGACUUAUUUUGGCGACCGUAACCUCGCUGAGCAUUGGCCAGUUCUUUAUUGAGCUACAAGAAGCCAAAUCUUCUACAACAGCCACUGAAUCUUACCACCCGCUUCGCGACUCGGUCGAUCUUGACAACGAGCCAUACACCGACCCACCAACAUCCCUUUUCCCUUUUACGCCCAGCUCCCGAGCUGGACAAUCUGAAGUGACGCAAAUUCGCGCGCCUAUUACUGAAACUGGUAUAUCACAAUCUUCACUCCUUACACCUCAUUACCGGGCUCCUCCUCGCAAAGUAGUUGCAUUUGAGGUUUCUGCAAAUACCGAUAUUGGAACCGGGAAUGGAAGGGAGCGUGCGCGUGAAAUCAUGGGUAGAGGAUGA